Messenger RNA from Alternaria rosae, 1163 nucleotides. RefSeq lists its product as uncharacterized. The record is from RefSeq and is a predicted model, not a curated record. NCBI's taxonomy places the organism in Eukaryota, Fungi, Ascomycota, Dothideomycetes, Pleosporales, Pleosporaceae. The coding region runs from base 132 to 845 and encodes 237 amino acids. The transcript has a single exon.
CAGUUGCGUGCCUUGCUGACCCAAACACCACUUUCAUUCCACUCACAGUCACACUUCAGCACAUCACAACAUCGAUAUUGCGUUAUCGUUAUACACUCACCCUCACUAGCCAAAGUACAGAUACUAUCACUAUGGCCAUUAACUCACGUCCACAUCGCCGAAGUUUGCCAACUAUCACCACGCCUGCUACCUCCAGUGCACAUUGGCCCAUGCCGUCCCUCGGGCCACGAUCGUUCUCCUGCCCCAUAGAUCACUCGAAGGCAAAUUCGGAGAAAUUGCGGUCAUCUUGGUGGUGCGCUCCACUUCGAAUGAAUACACGAGAGGUGUCCACGCGGAAAGAGCCUAUGCGAAGCGAUUCGCCGCAAGGACCUCCAUCCCCGAACCCGAUCGACAGGCCCACUGUUGAUCCGAAAGCGAUAGAGCCGAAGAGGCUGAGAUUGAUUCUGACAGAAAGGUUCAUGAAGAGACGGCUCGAGGUUGGGCCCCGGGAUCUGGCACCUUUGCACAUUCGCCAACACCUAAUCCCGUGGAGUAUGCCCAACGAAGAGGACCUCCGUAUGAUCUUUGUCCCAUGCCUUGUCAAAUGGAUACAAGAGUCAAAUUACGAGGAGUCCGCCCCCGGUCGCUGCUUUUGUUCCCUCGUUCUUCACGUGUUGAGCAAACGUCUACCAGACGGCCUCAUCCACAACGACCCCAUCGACCGCGAUAACUUUCGGUCUAGACUUGGUGAGAUCUUCUCGGACGACGCAAUGCCCCUUGAUCACCUCCUUGAUUACUGUGCGAAUGGAUACAAGAUGCAGAAAGUCAGGAAGAUACACAAGCGGCCAAUGACGCAUAACACUUAGACGGAGUAUGUCGGCAUGUUGUGCGAGGGUCUCAUCCUGAUGAACGAAGAACACUCCAUACCCCCGAACGAAGAACCUCCCACGCCGCCAAACGAAGACACGCCCAAGGUAGAGAAGGGAAAGCAACCAAGAGUAGUGUCAACUUCACCAGAGCCUUUUAGAGGGCGUGCGCUAACGUUUGGGGCUGACGAGCGGGUAAUUUACCGGCCUGCAUCAAUGGAGGAUUGGAGGCGGUGUUUGCGUUAGCAGCAUUGCUAUCGUCUAGUAGGUACACUUCGAGUCAAAAUCGCUUUCACUUUCACUAGGACAAAACUGGGG